This is a messenger RNA of Brassicogethes aeneus, 2041 nucleotides long. The record is from the annotation of a GenBank genome assembly. NCBI's taxonomy places the organism in Eukaryota, Metazoa, Arthropoda, Insecta, Coleoptera, Nitidulidae.
UUUGGCAACGCUGUGUUGCUUUUAAAGGCCUGUUGAAAUAAAUAAAAUAAUUUUGAGAAUUGUUAUAAUGUUUAAGUAAAUAAUUCGAUAAUAAAAACACAAACACAUGAGUUUUGAUAAGAAUCAUACGUGCUUUAUCUAUUUUUUAGGAAUUAACUAGUGCGGAAAAUUAACAAAGUUAUGGCACAAGAAAAUCAAACUUUAUUGUCAAAAUAUUUGGCUAUAUUUUUAGUUGUCAGUGGAUACUGGGUUGUUUCAAUAUGUACAGUGUUUAUAAACAAAACACUUCUAAGCGAUUUGCAUUUAGAUGCCCCUUUUUUCAUAAAUUUCAGUCAGACCCUAAUAACGGUGCUGAUUUGUUUAAUGAAAAAACAGUUGAGCAAAAUGUACCCAGACAGAUUCUCAUUUCCACUCACUGAUGUUACUGACUGGUACACAAUUAAGGCUAUUUUGCCAGUUUCAAUUAUGUUCACCACUAUGAUAGCAACAAAUAAUUUGUGCUUAAAAUACGUUUCUGUGGCUUUUUACUACAUUGGUAGAUCUUUAACAACAAUAUUUAACGUAACCUUAACCUAUUUUAUAUUGGGCGAAACUACAUCAAAGAGAUGUAUAUUUUUUUGCCUCGUAAUAAUUUUUGGUUUCUACUUAGGAGUUGAUCAAGAACAUACAGCAGGUGAUUUAUCUGUUAUCGGCACAUUCUUUGGAAUUGCUGGUUCAUUAUCACUUUCCUUAUUCUCCAUUCUUACCAAAAAAGUUCUACCUAAAGUAAACGGCGAAAUAUGGGCGCUAUCUUAUGCAAAUAAUGUAUAUGCAACCAUAUUGUUCCUACCCAUGAUGAUUUUAAAUGGAGAAAUAUCAGAAUUAACAAACUACAAAAACAUCGAUGACCUCUAUUUUUGGGGCUUCAUUACAAUCGGAGGAAUUUGCGGCUUUGCAAUCGGAUUUUUCACAUCUUUACAGAUCAAGUGUUUACCACCUGAAAUCUCGUUUUCAGUUCACUUCCGCUCUGACGCACAACAUUUCCGGUACGGCGAAGGCAUGCGCGCAAACGGUGCUGGCCACCUACUGGUACCAGGAGACGAAGUCCGCGCUGUGGUGGUGCUCGAACUUGAUUGUCCUGCUGGGUUCCGCAGGAUACGCCAGGGUCAAGCAGAUGGACAUGGAGGAGCGUCAUCGGGCUCAGCCGUCGUACAGCAAAGUUAUAAUGCCCGAUUCCGUUACGAACCAACCCUUUUUAACACUUUAACUAUUAAAGACGGGAGCAAUAUAACUUUAAAUUGCCUAAAGAAUAAUUAUAAGAACAAACCAAAAGUAAACUGGGAGAAAAUGCCCUGUAUUAAAAACUAUCAGGAUGAAGAAUGCGAUACGGCACAAAUUUAUAGUUUGAAAAACAAAAACUCAUGGAAUUAUUUACCAGAAUUUAAAAAUAAACCAAAUUUAAAUAUGCAUUUCGUUAAAAACAUGGCUGGUAUUUACAGAUGUCUGCAAAAAGGAAAAGUAAAAAAAAUGUGGAUUCUGAAAGAAGCAAGUUCAGAAAUUUUUUCUGUAUCCCUGGACGUUGCCAAUACUACAAGUUACAACACAAUCCACUUCACGCUGCGUUGCAACGUCUCCAGCAAACUUCCGGUGCAAAUAAUAUGGUUCAAGAAGUGCGAAUCGUGGCAACAAAGCAGCAUAAAAGAAGAUGGCGAAUAUUACUGCCACAUACGACACGGGGUCACCCUGUAUAACACCGACGCGAGCUACAUAAGCAAGUUGAAGUUUUACGGGGAGUUUACCGAUUCCGGCACAUAUGUUUGUGUUGCUUUAACAAAUUAUGGAAAAUACAAUAAAUCGGUUGAUAUACAUGUACCGAAUGUUUACAAGGAGGAUGCGUUUUCUCUAUUUUCGUUGUUUUUGAUCCCCAUUGUUCUAUUUAUACCGAUUGUUAUCAUAUGGUUUUGUUAUUUUAAAAGAAAACAAAAAUUGGAGAAAAUACAAAAGUACAACGCCGUAACGCAAAAUGUAAACCCACAAAUUUAGUAAUAGUAAUGAUCUGUGA